AUGGCACCUAUACGCGGACAGACGGGCAGCGAGCUCGAUGAACCAGAGUACGUCGAAGAGUUCGUACUUAACGAGGUUGGAGACUUUGUUGUGCGAUUCAAAUGUCGGACAUGCGGGACUUCAACAGGCCGCAAGGCCGACUUCGAGCGCCAUAUGAAUGAUAAGCACCGCCCCCCUCAGUAUUUUUGCGACUUCCCAGGUUGCGAUCGUGCCCUUGACGGCUUCACUCAAAAGGGCAAUUUGAAAACCCACAAGACCUCUGUACACUUGAAGCUCGCCUUGCAUCAUUGUCCGCAUCUUUGGGUAGACCCGCACAACGGCCGAAUCUUCCCUUGUCGACGCAAGUACAGGGAUGGCUCCGCUCUCACCAGGCAUCGGAGCUUGAAGCAUGGUUUCGAGCCUGGAGACGAUGUUUCCAAAGUCGCAGAACCGACGCCUGUGGGGACGCGGUUCCCAGAUUCCAAGUAUGCACCGCGCAAGAGGCUUCAAGGCUCCAAGAGCGUAAAGCGCGCUUUCACCUCUCUGUCUGUCGCCGGACGAUCAUCUGCGCCCUACACUGUGCCGCCCCCUUCUACCCGCCGCUCCUCGAGGAAGAAUGUCUCCAGGACGGCGGUAAUGAAGCAAGAGCAGGAGCACGAUCUCGCUGCCCUGCAUCCUGUAACUGUGGGACAGCCCUGUCACCCUCCGCCCGUCACAGUUGUUGGGUGGGACAUGGGCUCCUCCAGCGAGCAACUCCAGGAUGGUGCAUGCGUCGACGACUCCCUCAAGGACCCUGAAGUCAAAGCGUUAUACGACGCCCUCUGCGCAGAAAUCUCGCGCGCUUCUUUGGCCCCCCAGAUCCCGACUCAGGUUUUGUUAGCAGCAGAUCACUACUGGACGCUCGACCCCCACUUCCCAGCCUUGGAUUGCCACGUCGCCGGCACGGCGUCCGACGGAGUGGUGACCCCGACUGCCCGCACCAUCCCUAAGCCUUCCGGAAUGACUACGUCCGAGCAGACGAACAUGCUGAACGCGGGUCUGGGUCCGUUCCCAAACUACUACGACAGUACUGCGAACGCAUCGCUGUGGGACGAGUCGGUGGUCCCGGCUUCAUCUGCGCCCCAGGAACUGACCUCGUCUUCCGACAACGCCUACUCCACCGGAUGGUCGCAGUGGAUUCCGAACUCCAUUCUGGACAUGCCUGAGAACCACGCCUGCCUGCAGCUCUGA
Molecule: messenger RNA, 1209 nt
Organism: Dichomitus squalens LYAD-421 SS1
Lineage: Eukaryota; Fungi; Basidiomycota; Agaricomycetes; Polyporales; Polyporaceae
Exons: 4
Coding region: 1-1209 (402 amino acids)
Biological process (GO): regulation of transcription by RNA polymerase II
Cellular component (GO): nucleus
Source: RefSeq, a predicted model, not a curated record